Myotis myotis is the source of this 573-nucleotide messenger RNA. RefSeq names its product ferritin, heavy subunit-like. The coding region runs from base 1 to 480 and encodes 159 amino acids. NCBI's taxonomy places the organism in Eukaryota, Metazoa, Chordata, Mammalia, Chiroptera, Vespertilionidae. The record is from RefSeq and is a predicted model, not a curated record. Gene Ontology annotation, cellular component: cytoplasm. The transcript is spliced from 4 exons. Gene Ontology annotation, molecular function: ferric iron binding; ferrous iron binding. Gene Ontology annotation, biological process: iron ion transport; intracellular iron ion homeostasis.
AUGGCAUUCAAGGAACCUGUCUCUGAAGAGUGUAGGGUUGCUACUAAUUAUGUGGCAUCUUUUGAGCUGCACAUCAGUGAUGCUUAUUUAUCUAUGGCCUAUUCUUAUCCUUUAGACUCAGUAGAACCUAUUUUUUCUGGAUUCUUUGAAGACCAAGCUGAAUUGAAAAGGGUACAUGGAAAGCAAUUCCUAAAAUAUCUAGUAGGACGUGGAAAUACCGUCUGUCUUCCUGUGAUUAAGCGGCCUGAGAUAGAUAACUGGCAAACCGGCAUAAAAGCUCUGGAAUAUGCUUUGGAAUUGGAGAACCAGUUAAGCCAGCUCCUGAUAGACCUGAAGACCACAGCUUCUGCCGACAAUGACAGUCAUUUCUUACACUUCAUGGGAAAGUACCUGGAUAAACAGAAGAGGAACACAACCUACCUGCAACGCCAGCUUGCAUAUUAUAGAAAUGAAGAAAACCAGGCUCAGGCGGAAGCCUGAUUGGAAAAGCCUGAUGAUAAAAAGCCUGUCGAGUAAAUAGAUCCAACAUCCGAGGGCAACAGAGCAAGUCUUCCCAUUGUAGUUGUUCCCAAA